This is a messenger RNA of Fraxinus pennsylvanica, 477 nucleotides long. The record is from the annotation of a GenBank genome assembly. Lineage: Eukaryota; Viridiplantae; Streptophyta; Magnoliopsida; Lamiales; Oleaceae.
AUGGGAGAUGGAAGGGAUAAGCAUUAUAGUGAGAAUAAAGGGCUAUUUUGUCAUCUUCCUGCAUAUGCUGCCGGAGCUAGUCAUCACCCUCCAACCCAUUGGGGUUACCACCGCCCUCUGCCAUCUAGCUAUCCUCCGCCGCCGUGUGGAUACCCACCGGCAGGUUAUCCUCCUCCUGCUUUAUACCCGCCAUCUGCAUAUCCUCCACCAGGUGGAUACCCUCCUCCAAUGGUCGGUUAUCCUGGUCCAUAUCAUUCAGGUCAUGGAAAUCACUUUGGAGGACUGUUGGCCGGAGGUGCGGCGGCUGCUGCCGCAGCUUAUGGAGGUCACCAUUUAGCAUACGGUGGCUACGGCCUCCACCAUGGCGGUUAUUCUGGGCAUCACCACGGCAAGUUCAAGCAUGGAAAAUUUGGAAAGCAUUGGAAGCAUCAUGGCAUGUAUGGGGGAAAGUUUAAGAAGUUCAAGAAAUGGAAGUGA